CGAACAAACACAUAAAGAAAGAAAGAAAGAAAGAAAGAAAGAAAGAAAGACUAUAGCCAGGUAACCGGAAAAGAUAAGGUUCAGUUCCGGCUUAGAGUGGUCUGCGGAAGCUGAAGGGAGGGAAUGGCUGGCGAGGGCCCGUGUCAGUGAACACUCUGUAUUCACGAUGCAGGGGGAUUUGGAGAAUGGGGUUCUGGAGCGCAGCCUCCCCACGAUUGCCUCCUUCUCCCACUCCCAGUCCCUCUCUCUCCCCUCCCAGUACUUCGGCCCGGGGGAACGCAGGACCAUCUCCGAUGUGCGUCGCACUUUUUGUCUCUUCGUCACGUUUGACCUGCUCUUUGUCUCGCUGCUCUGGAUCAUCGAACUCAACGUCAGGAACAGCAUCUGGGAGAGCCUGGAUCUGGAGGUUGUUCACUACAACUUCAAGACGUCCUUCUUCGAUAUAUUUGCUCUCGCUCUCUUCCGGUUCCUCUUGUUGCAGUUGGGCUAUGCCAUUCUGAGGCUACGGCACUGGUGGGUCAUUGCGAUCACCACACUGGUAACCAGUUCCUUCCUCAUUGCUAAAGUCAUCAUUUCCAAUCUACUCUCCAAGGAUGCCUUGGGUUACGUGCUACCCAUCACCUCCUUCGUGAUCGCCUGGCUGGAGACCUGGUUCCUCGACUUCAAGGUGUUAACGCAAGAGGCUGAGGAUGAGCACAUGUACCUGGCAGCUAUCCGAGCCGCAGCAGCGCGAGAACCCCUUAUCCUCUGCCCCAGCGUGCUGUCCGAAGGGCAGUUCUACUCGCCACCAGAGUCCCUGGCAGGCUCUGGGGAUGAGCUGGACGAGGAGGGGAAUGGGCGGAAAGCUGUUACAUCACAGGAGAGGGAGUUUGUGCGGCUGGGCAAGGAAGCAAUGGCUGUUGUCGAUCAGAUCCUGGCUCAGGAGGAAAACUGGAAGUUUGAAAAAAACAAUGUGCUGGGAGACUCUGUGUACACGCUGGAGAUCCCUUUCCAUGGCAAGACCUUCAUCCUCAAGGCCUUCAUGCAGUGCCCUGCAGAACUGGUGUAUCAGGAAGUCAUUCUCCAGCCAGAGAAGAUGGUGCAGUGGAACAGAACCAUUGCGGCCUGUCAGGUCCUGCAGCGUGUCGAUGACAACACCCUGGUCUCCUAUGAUGUGUCCGCUGGAGCAGCAGGGGGUGUCGUCUCUCCCAGGGACUUUGUGAACGUGCGUCGGGUGGAAAGGAGGCGGGACCGCUACAUCUCCUCGGGCAUCGCAACCAAUCACGAGGCAAAGCCUUUGCACAGCCGCUACGUCAGGGGUGAGAACGGCCCAGGCGGCUUCGUGGUUCUGAAGUCCAGCAGCAACCCAGCCGUGUGCACCUUCAUCUGGAUCCUCAACACUGACCUCAAGGGUCGUUUGCCACGGUACCUCAUUCACCAGAGCCUGGCUGCCACCAUGUUUGAGUUUGUGUCUCACCUGCGACAGCGGAUCAGUGAGAUCUGCCCAGCACUGCGCUAGUCCGGUGGCCUCCCUGCCUGACUGUCUGCUCCGUCACAUUCCACAGGACAGAGCGCCCCUACAGGCUGGUGGGACAUACGGCUACUAACAUUUCUGUGCCAUUAUACUGGACUGGAUGGGGGGGGCAACAAACCUCUUCAGUCCCUCCUCCUCCUCCUCCUCCUUCUUGGAUCAAGUGUUUUUUUGGGGUUUUUUGGGAUUCCGCUCAGGAGUCCAGCCUCUAACUUGGACCCUGAGGAAUUCCUGACCCUAGAAAGGACUACACACACACACACACACACACACACACACACACACACACACACACACACACACACACACGGGUCUUAUCAGAUCAGCUUGACCAGGUGUGACCUGGCUGCACUGUGCCUUUGUGAAUGUAUUACUGUCUAGAGGUUGUUCAGUUCUACAGCACUGUCGACAUGCGAUUCAGGGGACAGAGAAUUCAGAUUGCACCGCUGUUUUUUACAGACUGUACCAUGCCCGCUGAGAAAUAAUGCUUUUACAACCCUUUACCAUCGGUCCUAUAUUAUCACAAGCUCUCAAUGUUUUAACUUCUAAUGAGAUUUGUAAACGGCACGCACACAUAGUGUCAUGGUGGACAGAGCUGGGACCUGCCUGUUAUCUGAUUGGGAUUUCCAUCUGGGACAGUCAUUGUAGUUGCAGCUUUGCUUUCCUGAAUGUUUGGGCUAGUUGGAUCAUGCAACCAGUCUCUAUCCUGGAAUAUUCCUGAGACUUGAUCUGGGAACACUUAUCUGUAAAAUCAGUGGCUGUGAUCAUGACAGUACAAUUUUCUGCCGAAGAUGGACUCUGAACUCUGUGUCUGAGGGUUUCAACUCUAAAUUUCUCUGCCUUGUGCUGGAUUCUGAUCUACCCCACACCACUGAGAGUCUAGCGGGCUUUCUGCAGUGCGUGUAGAACUCCUGUCAAUCGGCACUGGAUUAUCGAAGAUCAAUGUAUCUGCUCUUGCCUCAUCAAUCUGAAGUGAUAAAAUGGGCUUUACUGAUUAACAGCCUGUGUUUUGAUUGAAAUUUGUUUCUGUUAAUGAUACUUAUUACUGUAUAUGGUCCUGAAGUUUUUACUGUGCUUGUCUGGGUUGGGUUUUUAUUCCAGGCAGGAGUCUGAGUGCUUCACUGGGGAUAGGUGCUGGCAACAACUGAGUACUUGAACAGUCUGAAUAGCUAAACCUCCUGAACAUUUCAUACUCUGUAAAGAUGAAUUUCUUUAGGCUGUAGGGCUGGUUCCACAGAACCCGUCCAGCACAAUGUCUACUAGUGUAAAGGAAGUAAAUUUAAGACUUGUGUUUCAUAUAUCAUGAAGUGUUCUCUUUAUCCGAUCAGCAUCCAGACACCAGGAGCCCCAGCAUUGCAGAUCAUGACUGCCUCGUUGAGAUUCUUACAAAGAGACCCUUUUGAUUUGAUUUCAGUAAGCUAAUACUUACCAUUAAUACAGAAUAGUUUUUGGAGGUGCUUUUUGUGUCAAACUGAGUUUCAGAACAGGAACCAAUGUGUUUGUAUUUGCAUUUACAUGAGUUUUAAUAAUUAAAUAUACUAUGGCUUCA
Molecule: messenger RNA, 3059 nt
Organism: Polyodon spathula (Mississippi paddlefish)
Lineage: Eukaryota; Metazoa; Chordata; Actinopteri; Acipenseriformes; Polyodontidae
Gene: stard3
Product: StAR-related lipid transfer (START) domain containing 3
Exons: 15
Coding region: 167-1498 (443 amino acids)
Cellular component (GO): late endosome
Molecular function (GO): cholesterol transfer activity; cholesterol binding
Source: RefSeq, a predicted model, not a curated record